AAUCCUCGUCGGUGAUCAUUCGCAAACCUGUCAACAUUCACUCUCGUGCACUAGUCCGUAAAAAUGCUGAGGCUCGCCGCAAGGGAAGAGACAUGGGGAAUGGCAAGAGGAAGGGUACUGCCAAUGCUCGUAUGCCAACUAAAAUACUACUGCUCUGCGAGUACAGGGAAGCCAAGAAAAUCGACAAGCACCUGUACCACGAGCUGUACAUGAAGUGCAAGGGUAACGGCUUCAAGAACAAGCGUGUCCUCAUGGAGUUCAUUCACAAGAGGAAGGCAGAGAAGAGCAGAUCCAAGAUCCUCAGUGACCCAGCUGCAGCCCGCAGACAGAAGGUGAAGGAGGCACGUCGCCGACGCGAAGAGUGUAUUGCCCAGAAGAGGGAGGAGUUGCUGAAGAACAUUGAAGAGCCCAAGAAAUGA
Messenger RNA from Candidula unifasciata, 419 nucleotides. NCBI's taxonomy places the organism in Eukaryota, Metazoa, Mollusca, Gastropoda, Stylommatophora, Geomitridae. The record is from the annotation of a GenBank genome assembly.